GGGCCUUCCCCACCCCGUUGCAAAAAAAAAGAAGAAGAAAGAACGAGAGGAGAUGGGUUUUGCUUUUCCAGUCUUUUUGCCCCGGGCUGCUCUGCAGGAAGGGGGGUGACAUCAGAAAAGGUCCUUCGGUGUUUUGGGGGCGGGAUGGGGGGGGGGAGCUGGAAAUCUUCGUCGUCUCGGCCGGCCCCAGCCCUAGAGAGAGAGAGAGAGAGAGACAGACACACACACACACACACUCACACUCGGAGAGCGAGCGAGGAGGAGGAGGAGGAGGCGGCGGCGGCGGCGAAGCAGCGCGGCGGCUGCUGCUGCAUGUAGGACGAUGAAUUGCGCCCCCUCCGUCGGUGAGACCCGCUCGGCUCCAUGGUGAGGCGCAAGAAGAGCCCCCCCGGUGCCGAAGAGCCGCACAAUGGGAUGACAGUGAAGCUGAGCGAGCGCGAGGAAGGACCGAAGAAGCUGGGCAAGCGAGCGGCGGGCGAAGAGGAGUCCCUGGCAGAAGGGGCAGGCGAAGGCGCUCCUGGCACAAAGGAGGACCAGGCGGGCCCCCCCAGCAAGGCCGGCGACCCCCUGUCUUUGCCCCCGACCCUGCCGCCUGCCCACGGCCACGACCAGCAUCAUUUCCUCCGAUCCAGCGUCAGGCCCCAGAGCAAGAGGCUGAGGAAGGAUUCCCAGGCAUCCGGCACUGCUGGCAACGCUCCUGCCAAAGGGAAAGGUACAGUAUUGGACACCCCCCACCCCUCCAACAACAACCGUAAAACACUAGCAGAAAGGCAGCUACAAGACUCCAGGGAUUCUGAAACAAGCGGCAGCUGUUCCGAAGAGAAGAUUGCGCUACAUCUCUUCCCCGGAGAGAACUGUUCCCUGACCCCACUGCCAGGGGUUGCCAGAGUCGUACACUCCAAAGCGUUCUGCACCGUCCACUGGCAGGAGUCCGGCCGGUGCAAGCAGAACACGAAGGACUCUCACAUGUUGCCUCCAGCCCAGAUUCUAGGCAUACAGAGCGGUCAGGGGACGGCCCGGGGGCAGGUCAAAUACCCACGGGGGGCCGAGGGCAAGGGCGGGGCCAGGGCAGAGAGCACUACAGAAGCAAGCAAAAACACCCAGUCCUCGUUUGAUGCCACGGCGAAUGCCGACGACGGCUCUCCAGAGGCCGGGGCUGUCGAAGGAGUCUCCACGAGUCUCAGCGUCUCAAACUGUCUUGAGAAGCCGCCUGUCCGACUUCAGGAGCCAGGCGAGCCUCUCGAGAAACCGGUUUCCACAGUUCACUGUACCGAGAAUAGCGAGCCAUCGGUCACUGAAGUGACCGCCACGUUGCCGUCCAGCAACACCAGCUGCGAUUGCGGCCCUAUCCCCGAUCUGGAGGAACUGUCCUUGCUUGACCCAUUUCCUCGGUACAUGAAGUCUUGCCAGGACCUUAUUGUCCCCGAGAAGUGUCUUUGCACGGACAGAGCGAACGGGAAAGACUCGGCCGUGCCGGGGAGUGUCCCGGCCGGGAGUCUUUCAUCCGGGAGUUCAGAGGCUGGCAAUCUUGACUCGGCCCAGCCGGUGAGAGACCAGGUGGUGUCGCCCACGUGCGGCCCCUCCCAAUCUGAAACUCAGGCCCUCCCCUGCUGCGGACCCCAGGCGGAAACAAGUGGUAAGGAGCUGUCGGAUGCAGUAAUGGAAGACUCUCAGGAGAAGCUCAGCACCUCACUGCCGCCGCCGCCGCCACCUCAGGGACAAUCAGUCGCCAAGUCUCUCAAGGACGACCCGAGCCGCCUCGCGCACCAGGUCCGAGAGGAGGGAUGGAGCCUGCGGAACUCCGAGAGCCUUACCUUGGCUGAAGUCUACCUCAUGAUGGGCAAACCGAACAAGCUGCAGCUAGAAUACGAUUGGCUGUCUGUCUUGGGGCCGGGAACCCGGGAACCCGGGGAGCAGGCGUCCGAAGUGAAAUCUGCUCCUCCCUCAGCCACCUUUCACAAACAGAAACUCCUCAACUGCCUCUUACGACUCAUCGCCACUGAAGUGAACCCCAAACCGGCGCCAGAAACUAGCACUGCAGCGACAUCUCCUAUCAAGCCCGCACAAGAGGAGCACACGCUGACCCCUCCCGGGAAGGUGAUUGCCAUUAGCACCAGAAGUCCGGGCUGUGCACGCAACCAGCCUGCCCUUCGCGGCAAGACCUUUUCUCCUGGCGCCGUGUCCAGCCCUUCAGGUUUGAGAAACCCCUCUAGAUCCCUCUUGGCUGGCCCUACCAGUUCUGGAGGCUCUGAUGCCGACUGCGGCCUCUUUGCCGUCCCCACGACUCUCCCGCCCAACAGCAGGCAUGGGAAGCCCUUCUUGCCCAGCAAAGAAAUGGAGCUGAGCAUCCGGCAGCACUUGGAUACUAUCAGUAUGCAGUCUGAUUUCUUUUUGCCAAAGCCAAAGAAAUUGCGUAACAGACACCUGCGGAAACCGCUCGUGGUCCAGAGAACUCUGCUCCCCAGGCCAUCUGGCAACCCUUCCCAGCAUGUCUGUUCCUUCUCCAUCUUGUCCAACUCCUCAGUAACAGGAAGAGGAUCUUUCCGGCCAAUCCACUCUUCACUUACUAAAGCAGCUGUGUCCCGCCCCAUCAUUCCCAAGGCUCUUCCAGCACAAGCCGCCAAUCAUCUGUCCAGUACGAUCGAUCUGGCAGCCCAAAGUGCUGGUAUUAUCCCAGGUAGCCCUUUGCCCAUCCUGGAUGCUGAAGGCUUAUCAGGUGUUUCCCCGUUGUCUCCAGAUGCCGUGACUGGAGUGGUCACAGGGCAAGACUCCACAGUGGGGCAUCAAAACGGAGGCGCUGUGGCUUCUGUCAUGGGCUCGAGCACUGAAUGUCGGGUUCCUUUCAUGGGUCUCCCAGCACAGCCUGAUCAAGAGGCAAUCCCGGAUAGUUUCCAGGGAACGCCAGUUCUUUCUCUGCCUGACCUUCCAAAAACCACGCUCCAGAACGGCCUCCCCGCUCCUCCACUUUCCUCCUUGGAAGCAUCCACCAGCCGUCUUUCUCCCCCUAACGUCUCUGCCCUCUUGGAUAUCUCUCUUCCCGGGCCGCCUGAGGACGUGCUGUCUCAGGGAGAGCCUGCCACUCAGAUCAGUGACUCGAUCAUCGAAAUCGCGAUCAGCUCUGGUCGUGAUCUACGGUGUGGCCUUGAUGCGGUGCCAAGAGAAAAUGUUUCUCUGUCUCCGGCGAAGCUGAACGGCAGCGACACCUCCAAAAGUCUUCCGUCCCCUUCCAGUAGCCCUCAGCAGAACUGGAUUGCCUCUCCCACCCAUGACCCGCAGUGGUACCCCAACGACUCCACCGACUCAUCCCUCAGCAGCUUAUUUUCGAGCUUCCUUUCCCCAGAGAAGGGCCGGAAGAUGCUGCCAAACUCCCUGGGUACCACGGGCAGCACCUCCUUGUUGGGACCGAGUUUGCUGGAUGGGAACUCCCGGGACUCCUUCGUGUCUCGUUCUAUAGCCGAUGUUGCCGAGGUAGAUUCCCAGCUGGCUUGCAUGAUGAACGAGAACAGUAUUGAUUACAUCUCGCGUUUCAAUGACCUCGCCCAGGAGCUGUCCAUGCCUGAACCAACCCGCCGAGAAAUCCUCUUUGACGGAGGGGGAGGAGCCAGUGGCGGCCCUCCCAUCGGCGACCUCUCGCAGUGAGCUCUUUCAACCAGCUGGCUGGUGGAGACCAUUGGACUGACUCUGAACCUAGAGAGGAGGGGCCGGCGGCCUAGCUAUGCAGCUCGAAAACCUUGGGUAGCUCUGGCGGGAGCGUGCCUCAUGCGAAGAGCAGCAGCAUCUUCGCGCAUCUACCGUUCCUGGAAUGUGCAAUAUGCUAGGAACAACACAACCGGGAGCAGUAUUAAUGGAAGUUUAACACAUUGUAAGCUGGGGAUUAAGCAGAGUUUACACAACGGACCCGGACUGGCGGUCCAAAAUGGUCUGGGCAGCAGAAUCGACAAGAUACCUUUUUAAAAACAAAAACAAAUUUUAGUAAACCAAAACUCUUUAUUGUGGUAUCCACAUGGUGGGGAGUGGGGAGUGUAUGUGUGUGUUUAAAAUAACUCAUCGUUUCUCAAGUCGGUCACAGUUGGCACGGUUGACCGGUCCGGUCAAAUCAAUAUUUUUUGCACUUUCCAUAACAGGUGGCUGUUAGUCCUGCCACGCUUUUGCCAGAGUUCUUUCUCCUUCGCUGUAAAGUUCAUCGACAUUCCAGUGUGGCACGGGAAGCCCGUGUCGGUUGCCGUUUUCAAGGGCUGGGGUCGCUUGCUGAGGAGUCUUUGAACGUUGUUUCUUUUGUCUGUCUUUCUCCCAGACUGCUCCUUCACCAAAGGGCUUGCGUAUUGCAGUUUUCUCUUGAGGGCUGGAAACUUUGCGAAGGGGCUUCGGUUAUGGUCCCAGUUAUCCACACCCCCCCUUCCUUAUUUUUUAUUUCCCUAAGUGCUCAUCGUCUCUCAAUGCACACCUGUGCAGAGUUACUUCUGUCUAAGCCCAGUGAUUUCGGCUCCGCACAAGGUUCAGCCAUCGGUUUCAAAUCCACCUUUUAAAAACAAACAGAAAAACCUGUACUCUUUCCUGUGACGGGAGAGGUGACGUGGUUUUCAGAUGCAAAAACUGUGAGCUCUGGGCCUGCUUUAAUUUGCUUCUCCUGCCUAUCUUGCUUGUGCACUUGCAGCUGUCACCUGGUGGGUCCAAAACACCCUUGCUUCCACCUGGACACGUGGGCUUGCUGAUACCUGGAAUCCUGUCCCAACAGAUGCCUGGUUCCCAGUCCCAGUAGAUAAUCCCAAUGGACAUUUAAUGCCAGUCUCCAGUCCCAAUAGACAGACUAAAUUAAAAUGUGUUUUUAUUUUCUCCCUGUGUCUCUCACCACAUAGCAGGAGAUUGUGUGUAUGUGCGUGUGCCCCGCCACCCCUCUUGACCAUCUAGCCGCUGUUCAGCUCCUCAGCUGCAGCGAUAUGGAUUGCUGUUUGUGUGCGGUUUGUGAAACCCUCUUGUCACUAUGAAUAGGACUUGGUUUGCGGAAUAUGUACUGUGCCCUAGGGAUGCCCUCUGGCUGCCAUGUGGGUUUCCUCAAGCAUUUGAUUGGGGCAUGCAGCAUCGGGAGUUUGAACAGCGCAAUCCUAAGUGGAGGCCGUUGACAGCAUGAGCACAGAAGAGCGUAGUUCUCCUUAGACUCACCCUGUAGCAUAACAGGAGGGAAGGGCUGUCACCAGAAUUGACUAUCCCAAUUAGAGGGGGGUCCAAAAACCACUGCCAGUCGCUAGCAGCUCCUUGAUUUUUGGGACUCCCCCACCCCCCACUCCACCCCUCCAGCCCUUAAAAAUAAGAAACGCACUCUUCCUGAAUGUCGAAUUCAGUUUGGCAUUAGGAAACCUUUCCGGGCUGGGAAGUUGUGUGGCUUUUCAUACGUUCGCCCACUUGCUCAUCACUUGGCUGGGAAGUUCUUAGCAAUCUCAGCUUUCAUAGGUAAAGGAGGUUGAGAAGCUCAAAACUGCGCCAGGAUUUGUUUGAUUAUCCUUUUAGCACGACCCCUUGGCUUGAGAUUGUUGUUCCUUCCUGUCACACGGUUGUUUUUUUUCGUGGAAUGCUGUCAUAAUCACAUGUGAACACACGGGCACACGGGCGCACACACACACACACACACACACACACACACACACACACACACACACACACACACACACACACACACACACACACACACACACACACACACACACACUGUCUUAUUCCCGUCCACAUAAAUUUCUCAGCGCUGCAGGUCAUAACGGCGGUCCAGUGGCACAUAAGUGCUGCACACAGCUCCAGCGGUUUUCCUGUGUGUGUUUUUUAAAAAACAAGCAGAUGGUUCUUUUCGGUGUGGAGUACCUGGGUGCCAGAAAAACACGUCCAUUGUUGAGAGGAUAUCAGAAACCUCGUGCGCGUGUAGGGGCGUUGCUUUUCCAAGUUUUGGGUAUGCAUUUGGCAACGUGGCCGAGAUUAUCACUAUGUUGAAAAAUUAUUGCUGCGCCUGGCUGUCGGGUUUUGCCUGCGCCUUUAAAGCAGAUCCGGUGUUUCUGGUGUUUUGUCAUUCCAGCUUUCUUAGCAGAGGAGACAUCUUUGGCAUGUGGUUGUUUUAAAACAAACCUUUUCUGUUUCCAUUUCGGGGCAGCUUCAGGUUUUAUGAGGAGCGUUCAAAAGUAGUUAAUGUUGAUACCCUCGGUGAUAGUUACAGGUUGGCAAUGCAGAAAAAGAAAGGAAAAAAAUGAAGGUGUCACUUGCUGGUUUUGGAUUGGAAUCAGUGUGGUAUUUCCACUGGGACUUCUGGCUGUGGGACAUGGCUAUUCCUGGAGAUCCUUGAGCAGAGAAGUCCUUGUUCCAUUGGAAAUUGGAUCGUACCCUUUCAUUGGUCAUUAUUUUAUAUAUUUGCCUUUCUACCCCUCCAAUCUCCCAAGGGACCCGAGGCUGCUUACAUAUAUGGACAUAAUAAAAAAUGCAAUAGUAUAAAAACAAUACAAAAAUAUGAACAUCAAAAUCAGCUAAUAACAAGUUGGCAUAACAACCUGUCUGGCUACACGAAGGAGAAGACACGCAUGUCGCACCCAGGCGAAGGCGAUGGGACGGUGUUACCAAAAGGGGUGCCCAGCUGGCCCGACAGAAAAGGCCUGGCGGAAUAACUCCGCUUUACAGGACCUGUGGUACUGAGACAGAUUCCACAAGGCCCAGAUGUCAUUAGGGAGUGCAUCCCACCAGGCCGGGGCUAUAAAAGCCUCCUAGUCUGUGCUGAUGCCAGCUGGACAUCCUUGGGGCCAGGGACCACCAGCAGAUUCCCCUCCGCAGAUUGGAGGGGUCUUCAAGGAUAAUAAAAUGCAAUUACGUUUGUAUUUUACCUCCUCUGACCUUCUUGCGUUCAUAGGCCCCCUUUUAUAAAAUGAUGACUUUUGCAGGGAGCAAAGGUGGGUCCGUGGGGUGUCUGAAUAGAACACUUUAUUUACGGUCAAUGACCAAAUAUAUGUGGGGUGUCUGGAUUGUUCCCUGCUCUUUAAUGGCGUCCUGCUUAUCAGAUCCAUGGGGUUUCUGGAUUGUCCGUGUGGUCUCUGGAUUGUUCCCUGCUCUUUAAUGGCGUCCUGCUUAUCAGAUCCAUGGGGUCUUUGGAUUGUCCCUGUGGUCUCUGGAUUGUUCCCUGCUCUUUAAUGGCGUCCUGCUUAUCAGGUCUCCGUCCCUCAUGUGCUGACAAACACCCAUUCCACCACCAGCCCCCUAAUUCAAUGAGAUAGAAAGUUGUCAUGGCUAUUUUUAUGCAUCAUGAAGGCAGCAGAUUAGGCUGGACACUUGGAGUAUGGCUGGAGCAUCAGAAAAAUUAAGACAAAGUUUGGAAACAGCCAAGUGACUGCUGGAUCAGCACUAAAUAGCGAUGUCUGUUGAGCAGAUCCUGCUGUUUCAAAUGUUUUGGGUUCCCAUAUAUUAGAACGACCCGUUUCCUCCAAGCUAUCAAUAACCACAUCCUUGGUCUCUGAUUUUUUUUUUCACAACCUUUUUCACAGUAGGUUUUCACAAUCUUUAAUUGGCCUUUUGUCUCUCUCACAUGUAGCGUUUGGAUUUUAUUUUGGUUCCAGGUACGUAGCCCUCAUUGUUCAAAAACAAAUGCUAACUCUGACCAUGCAGUAAUGUUGGGUUCCUUUGUCCAUUUGAUUCUAGCGCCGUGUAGAAGACCAGCUAGCCUCUUCGAAGGCAGUUUUUGGGGGCAGCUUGAAUUGUACUAGGAAUCGGGAAGGAACAUUUUUGAGUGUUUUGUCGCUGGGUACAUUUCAUGCAAGUUCUGAGUGACCUGUGGACAGGGUUGCUUCUAAGCGAAAUUUUCCAAUGGCCUCAUUCCACGUUGACCCAUUAGCGAUUUCUGAAAAGCAUCUGCCUUGGCGUUCUGUUGACAUGGCACGAUUGACUGACGAGAGCGUAGUAAAUUGAUCUAUUUCAGAAUUUGCGUGGAGGGAUGGCAAAUUUUUCCUUUGGUCCUGUGGAUCAGAGCAGUGGCAAUCACGUACUUGUGGUAGUAGCCUGUCGUGUGACAUUUAAAAGGACCACAAGCCAGAGGGUGGAUCAGCCUCAUUUCUGGAGUGGCUGUGUAGGGUAGUGACGGAUCCACUUGGUUUGUACAUCACUUUACUGCGUUUCUGUAACUGGUAGGAGAUAAAGACUUCAAGAAUUCCAGCAGCACAGGUGCCAUUGAAAGGAAAUGAAAUUAUGCAGGAACAAUUUUCUCAUGAGUGGAACCCCAUGGCGACACAAAAUAAGAGGUAUUUUUCCUCCCCCCAUACUAUUUUAUAGUGCCUUCCUAAGCAGAGUUACACUCAUUGACUUAAAUGAACUUCAAGGGAUGUAACUGUGCCUAUGACAGCAUGCUUUAGUCAGCGUUUAUCCCCUGGUUUGGAUUUCUUCUCUCCAGCAAGUUUUAAAUACCUUGGAUCACAUUGUGUCUCCUGGGAUAAGUCUUGGCUGCUGCUCUGAUGGAUCCUUUCUGGGGGUUUUGCGUUGUGUUUUUAGGGUGGUCGUGCUUAGUUUUCUUUUUUAAACACACAGAUACACACAUCAGAGGCAUUUGUGAAGAACAAACUACACUUUGGUUUCCCCCAAACCCUUUCCAGAUUUUCUCCCGACUUCACAGUGAACUGUAUACGCUAAAGAGUGAAAACGUUUGCAAGGAAUACAGCGACGAGUUAUUCGCGAGUUGCCAGAAUGGGAUAACCCUCUUGCAACUUGCAGCGGGCUCUGUCGCUGUUUCUUUUAAUAAUAGUUAAGCCAUAUCAUCUAAGGUUUUUGGCUUGUUUUGAGAUGUGAAUUUGUUUUAUAGAUAAUAAAGUUAAACAUAUAUAGUGUAUGUAUAAAGCUGGAAUGCUUGUCCUUACUGAUUUUUUUGUACCAUAUUGUAAACUAUAUUAUUUAUUCUUUAUCAACUUGUGGGGGGGAGGUGUUUGGGUUAUUUAAUAUAAAUAUACAAAAGCUGUUAAAAAAACUUCCUUUGUUUUAAAUUUCCAAUUCAACUUGUAAAGCUGUUUUUAUGAUUGUGCAUAAAUACAUACUAAUCCUUGGUCUAA
Molecule: messenger RNA, 9053 nt
Organism: Sphaerodactylus townsendi
Lineage: Eukaryota; Metazoa; Chordata; Lepidosauria; Squamata; Sphaerodactylidae
Gene: CRAMP1
Product: cramped chromatin regulator homolog 1
Exons: 15
Coding region: 364-3639 (1091 amino acids)
Biological process (GO): pattern specification process
Cellular component (GO): nucleus
Molecular function (GO): chromatin binding
Source: RefSeq, a predicted model, not a curated record